Penicillium verhagenii is the source of this 2607-nucleotide messenger RNA. RefSeq lists its product as uncharacterized. Lineage: Eukaryota; Fungi; Ascomycota; Eurotiomycetes; Eurotiales; Aspergillaceae. Gene Ontology annotation, molecular function: myosin binding; DNA binding; DNA polymerase processivity factor activity. Bases 1 to 2607 code for a protein of 868 amino acids. The transcript is spliced from 9 exons. The record is from RefSeq and is a predicted model, not a curated record. Gene Ontology annotation, cellular component: PCNA complex. Gene Ontology annotation, biological process: regulation of DNA replication; leading strand elongation; translesion synthesis.
AUGGAGUCACUUGUCUAUGAAAACUCACCUUUGGCCGAAUACCUUCAAGGGGAAGGUGAACCGGAAGAAAGCUGGCCGGUUGGUGACACACACAUGGAAGAUGAAGCAGACCACCCCUCUCCCGAUUUUGCCCCCCGGGGCGCCUCGAAAUUUCAGGAACGAGUUCGCAAUAAGCUACCCAAGCCACUCGACCUACGCAAUACACGGCAGGGAGCAGUGAUUGGAAAACUAUACAGUGCUUGCUCAUCUGCUGUAAACGCACGCAUUGGACGAGGGGAUAACGAACGCUUUCUGGAACAAUUUGGAUACGUUAUCGUCGCAUCGCAAUUAUUAAACGAACACAGCGCGCCCUCCUACACAUCAGCCGCAGAUGUAUUAUCGGCCUCGCAACCAUCAGACCUUCCCUCCCUCUCUACGACAUUCGGCCUCCACGGUGCUAUUGUUACGGCUACAACAUCGUUCUCCAUAGCCUGGUUGCUCAACUGGGGCCGUUCACGGACAGGAUCUGGAAUAAAUCCAAAGAGAGUGGGGGUUCUUUUAAUAUUUGUCCCCGUUCUUGGGAUCAUAUUUUAUGCCUUUGCCAAGAGACAAUGGCUUAAAUACUUGCGGCACCAGGCUGUUGAGGCUGCGGGUACUUUUAUUGGAAACGCCCAGGGUUUCGACUCGGCUGCUUCGGCCUCCGUGGUCUUCAUACAGGAGGUAGAGCUCGUUUCCAGAGGCUACCGGAUAAGCACACCUUUACCCCCAAUCAGUCGGCUGGAAGAUCAGGUGCAGACUCGCCGUUGCCUACGACUUCGGAGAGCAGUAUCAGAAUGCUUUUGGUCAAUGCUCGAACGAUAUAUCCGAUCCCAAAAUACGCUGCGUCCACUCACUGACGACGCCAAUCUGGCCAAAUAUUACGACAUCUACGAUAUUGCGUUGGAAGACCUCGAUAAUAUUGAGUUAACGCUGUCACAGCGCAGCCUAGAAGACCAAUAUUCUUUGCGCUCUCUACGGGAUUUAUUUGGAAAGCUUUAUACCGCUAGGAAAAGUGUGUUGUGCUGUUUAUUAGCGCUCAGUGCCGAUGGCGGUGGAUCUGACAUCGCACGAUGGAGCUCCGCUGUGGAAGAGAUGCGAGAGCUUGCUGCGGUCACUGGGACAAGUAUGAGCAAGAUGGCAAGCAUUCUAAACGAAGAAGACAGGGAUGCUCCGAUUCCUCCGUCCCCGUUGCCUUCGGCGUCCCCAAGCAAGGAUAAUCUGCGCGCGCAGGUCCGAAGAUUGAACUCCUUGUCUCAAGGCGUUCGUGCCUUGCAUGCCAAAAUGCACAUUAUCGGCGAGGAGACUAAUGCCAAUCUCGAACGUCCCAACACCAGUGAAUUUGAAUCAAAUCUUCUCUCCCAAUACGACCUUAUCGGCAGUGACAUUCGGUCUCUACUUGAAGAAUGGGAAGUUGGUAAAGCCGCGAUCGUGAACAGUCAGGAUCGCCUCCAUGCCACAGACUAUGCACGACCGCCAAGCACCAGCUUCCCCAUGUCACCCACGCCUAGCCUUGGAGGAACCACCGCAGUUGAGGGUAGCCCCACUGAUGCUCUCAAAGCCUUGACUGGGGAAGGUCGGCCCGACUUGACGCACAGUUACGACGACGAGGAGAUCUUUGAGGCAGUCGUCCUUCCUACUUCCCGAAAUAAACGCGCAUCACUCACACGAGAUGAGCGACUGGCACGCGUGCGUGAAGAACGAGUCCGGCAAGCUACCGUUCGGGAGAAGGUAGAUGCCAAUACCAACAUGUUGAAAGAAUUGGAGAUGGUCAUUCAGCAACGACCGAGGAAUAACCAUUCCAAGCGAGUGACCAUGCUUGAAGCACGACUUGAACAGGCUUCCCUCCUGAAGCGGGUUGUCGACGCCAUCAAGGACCUUGUCCAGGACUGCAACUUCGACUGCAAUGACUCUGGUAUCGCCCUCCAGGCAAUGGAUAACUCCCACGUCGCUUUGGUCUCUAUGCUGCUCCGCGCCGAGGGUUUCUCUCCCUACCGCUGCGACCGUAAUAUCGCCCUUGGUAUCAACCUCACCUCCUUGACCAAGGUCCUGCGCGCCGCUCAGAAUGAAGAUAUCCUCACCUUGAAGGCGGAGGACUCCCCCGAUUCCGUCAACCUGAUGUUCGAGAGCGCCGAGACCGACCGUCUUAGCGAGUAUGAUAUCAAGCUUAUGGACAUUGACCAGGAGCACCUGGCUAUUCCUGAGACUGAAUAUGCUGCCUCCGUGACUAUGCCAUCUGGCGAGUUCCAGCGUAUUUGCAGAGAUUUGAACGCUCUCUCCGAGUCCGUUGUUAUUGAGGCCAGCAAGGAGGGUGUCAAGUUCUCUUGCUCCGGUGACAUUGGUAACGGCUCUGUUACUAUUCGUCAGCACACCAGUGUCGACAAGCCAGAACAGAACACCACCAUCAGCCUGACUGAGCCCGUGGCCCUCACUUUCUCUCUUAAGUACCUUGUCAACUUCUGCAAGGCCUCCAACCUUUCUACCUCAGUCACCCUCCACCUGUCUCAGGAGGUCCCACUCCUGGUUGAGUACAGCCUUGGCAGCGGCCACUUGCGGUUCUACCUGGCCCCUAAGAUUGGCGACGAGGAGUAG